Messenger RNA from Centrocercus urophasianus (Greater sage-grouse), 429 nucleotides. Its product is annotated as adenylate cyclase type 1-like. The record is from RefSeq and is a predicted model, not a curated record. The annotation marks the transcript as partial. Gene Ontology annotation, molecular function: adenylate cyclase activity. The transcript has 3 exons. Lineage: Eukaryota; Metazoa; Chordata; Aves; Galliformes; Phasianidae. Gene Ontology annotation, biological process: cAMP biosynthetic process; intracellular signal transduction; adenylate cyclase-activating G protein-coupled receptor signaling pathway.
GAAAAUCACUGCAGAAGAAUAAAAAUCCUAGGUGACUGUUACUAUUGUGUAUCUGGCUUAACCCAACCCAAAACGGACCAUGCCCAUUGCUGUGUUGAAAUGGGAUUGGAUAUGAUUGACACCAUCACAUCUGUUGCAGAAGCCACAGAGGUUGAUCUCAACAUGAGAGUUGGAUUACAUACAGGAAGGGUGCUUUGUGGGGUCCUAGGUCUCCGAAAAUGGCAAUACGAUGUCUGGUCAAAUGAUGUUACUUUAGCCAAUGUAAUGGAAGCUGGAGGAUUGCCUGGGAAAGUUCAUAUUACAAAGACCACCCUAGAGUGCCUAAAUGGGGACUAUGAAGUAGAACCAGGAUAUGGCCAUGAAAGGAAUAGUUUCUUGAAGAAACAUAAUAUUGAAACAUACUUUAUUGUGCCAUCCCACAGGAGAAAG